This is a messenger RNA of Mobula hypostoma (lesser devil ray), 1259 nucleotides long. RefSeq names its product adenine phosphoribosyltransferase (gene aprt). Gene Ontology annotation, cellular component: cytoplasm. Gene Ontology annotation, biological process: adenine salvage; AMP salvage. The transcript has 5 exons. Gene Ontology annotation, molecular function: adenine binding; AMP binding; adenine phosphoribosyltransferase activity. Lineage: Eukaryota; Metazoa; Chordata; Chondrichthyes; Myliobatiformes; Myliobatidae. The record is from RefSeq and is a predicted model, not a curated record. The coding region runs from base 70 to 615 and encodes 181 amino acids.
CGGAGCGCCGGGCCGGGCCGCCCGCCUGGCCGCUCCCAAGCCGCUCGGAGCCGGAGUAGCGGGGGGAGGAUGAGCGCGGAGCAGGCGGAGAAGCUGGGGCUGGUGCGCUGCAGCAUCAGGAGUUUCCCCGACUUCCCCAAGCGGGGCAUCCUGUUUCAGGAUAUCAACCCCCUCUUGAAAGAUCCCAAAGCCUUCACUGCUGUUAUUGACCUGUUUGAAGAUCAUUUGAGAAAGAAAUUUGCUCAGGUUGAAUUAAUUGUGGGUUUGGAUGCUCGUGGAUUUUUAUUUGGUCCUGCUCUAGCUCAAAGACUUGGAAUUGGCUUUGUACCAAUAAGAAAGAAGGGGAAACUUCCUGGUAAAAUUGUUUCCACAUGCUAUCAGCUUGAAUAUGGAGAGGAUCAAAUUGAGAUACAAGCUGACCACGUGCAACCACAGCAGAAAGUUGUCAUCAUUGAUGAUGUGCUUGCAACUGGAGGUACCAUGGCAGCUGCUUGCAAUCUGAUGAAGAAAUUGGGAGCUGAUAUUCUUGAGUGCUUAGUAGUAAUUGAAAUUAAGGAACUGAAAGGAUUAGAGAAACUGAAUCAUGUGCCUUUCUAUUCACUGGUGCAAUUUUAAAUAUGAGAACUGCCUACCUUAUUACAGAUGUAAUUCAUUCAUUGUCGUUAGAUCCUCUGACCAUCAGGGUCAAUGUAAUCGAGAAGUAGUGUUUAUGAUUUCUUUUUAAUAAUUUGUUUUGUAAUUGAGACGGCAUAUAUCCUGAACUUGCUAAGAACUAAUUUGAACUUUAAAGUUUUCUAGUUCAAAAGUUCAAAGUAAAUUUUAUUAUCAAUAUAUGUCACCAUAUACAACCCAGAUUCAUUUUCUUAUGGGCAUACUCAGCAAAUAUAUAGAAUAGUAACUCUAGAAGGAUAACUAAAAGAUCAUCUAGAAUGCAGAAGACAACAAGUUGUGCAAGUAUAAAUAAUGAGAACAUGAAAUAGCAAGACAAAGUGCGCUUAAAGUGAGAUCAUUGGAUCGUCUAGUCUUGGUAAUUCCUAUACAUUCCUAAUGGAAAUCCCUGAAUUUUUUUUUUAAAGCAGGACUGCAUCAUGAAUGCUCAGAACUCAUUUUCGGUUACCUGAUCUCACUAUGUUUUUAUCUCUUAGAUACCAAACUGACCAUGAGAUUCUAUAUGAACUGUGUGGCAUUUGAUCAAGCCUCACUGUGAUUUUUUUUUAAGAACCAUAAAUAGAGACAAUAAAGAUAACAUUAUAAAAGUA